UGACGCAUGCGCAGUAGCCUCAGGUAGCGAGGUAGUAGCCAAGUAGACGUUAGCAGUGUAUUAAAGUACGUGGCACCAAACUUUUGACAUGAUGGAAGUAGCAGCAUUAGUGGCCUUGACCUUAUUAUUGGGUGCACUAGUUAUUCUCGUCGCAAUAGCGGUAGGUAAAAGGAAAGAAGAAAUAAGGGAGGAAAUAGAGCAAGCGGCGGAGUUGACCGCUGAAGGCAGUGCUGCAAAGGUUCCUGCGUCCAAGAAACCAAAGCAGGAGAAGCUGCGCGUCCGAAAGGAUAAAGCCUCACAGCACACGUUCAGCCACCAGCUGCUGGCCGCCUCACUGAAGAGCCACAGUGCGAACGUGACGUGUCUGGACUUCAGCAGUAACGGGAAGUAUCUGGCGUCCUGCGCUGACGACCGCACCGUCCGGAUCUGGAGCACCAAAGACUUCCUGGAGCGGGAACACAAGUGUCUGCGCGCCAACGUGGAUCUGGAUCACGCCACGCUGGUCCGCUUCAGCCCCGACUCCAGGGCAUUUAUCACCUGGCUGGCUAAUGGAGACACCAUUAGAAUAUUCAAAAUGACCAAAAAGGAGGACGGCACUAUGAACUUCAAAGCUGCUCCGGAGGACUUCCCACAGAAACACAAGGCUCCCAUCCUAAACAUCGGCAUUGCAGAGACAGGAAAGUUCAUCAUGAGCGCCUACACGGACACCACCAUCCACAUCUGGGACCUGAAGGGGGAGAUCCUGGCCUCCCUGAACACCAACCAGAUGACCAACUCUUACGCUGCCGUCUCCCCCUGCGGCCGGUUCGUAGCCUCAUGUGGUUUCACUACUGACGUCAAGGUGUGGGAGGUUUGCUUCGGGAAGGGAGGAGAGUUUAAAGAAGUCGCACGAGCUUUCGACCUGAAGGGCCACUCUGCAGGAGUUCAUGCUUUCGCCUUUUCCAAUGACUCUCACAAAAUGGUGACUGUCUCCAAAGACGGCACGUGGAAGCUGUGGAAUACAAAUGUUGAGUACAAGAAGCAGCAGGACCCCUACCUCCUGAAAACGGUCCCCUGUUCGUCCUCUGAAGGCACUCUGGCGGCGCUGUCUCCGGACGGCCGGGUGGUCGCCAUCAGUGACGGCUGCAACGUGGCCAUGUUCAACGCCACCACCGGCCAGCUGGAGGAGGAGCUGCACGGCGUCCACAGCGAGGAGAUCAACGACCUCAGGUUUGAUGUAACCGGACGAUUCUUGGCUUGUAGCGGCGACAAAGCCAUCCGAGUGUUUCACAACGCCCCCGGCUACCGGGCGGCCAUCAGAGACAUGCAGGACAUGCUGAAGAAGGCCCAGAACGAGGCCAUGAAGCAGAGACUGCAGCAGCAGAUCUCAGAGGCUCAGAGAGCGCUGGACACUGUGCUCGCUGCUCCCAACGAGUGAACGGGAGGAAACACUGUAAUGAAGUCUUAAAGUCUGACUCUUGAUGCUAAUUUUUUUUUUGCAACUUCAAAUCUCCCUCCGCCAAUAAAUGCUUUGGCCCGGGAAUGAAAGAAUGUGCAUGUAGUUUUAAUAAAGAACAUCUUUUUAUGGAAAAGGGAAAUGCUCUGAUCUUUUUGUCCAGUUUAAGUGUGAUCCUCUGCUGCAACAAUUUAAAGUCUUCCUCCUUUAAAAAUA
Messenger RNA from Trematomus bernacchii (emerald rockcod), 1651 nucleotides. RefSeq names its product transducin beta like 2 (gene tbl2). The coding region runs from base 89 to 1417 and encodes 442 amino acids. The record is from RefSeq and is a predicted model, not a curated record. Gene Ontology annotation, cellular component: endoplasmic reticulum. The transcript is spliced from 7 exons. NCBI's taxonomy places the organism in Eukaryota, Metazoa, Chordata, Actinopteri, Perciformes, Nototheniidae. Gene Ontology annotation, biological process: endoplasmic reticulum unfolded protein response. Gene Ontology annotation, molecular function: protein binding.